GGUUGGGCGAUCAUUUGCUAUGGUGCCACAUUGAAGCGUCUUGGUGGAGUUCGUUGCCAUGUUUUCAAGGCCGUUUAGGAUGUAGUACAUAGUGCAGUUGAAGCUGUGGAGGGUCAAUGAAUCCGCUGCUGAUGAAACAUGGCAUCAGUGGCGAGAAGUCAAUGCAUAUGCGUCUAACAUGUCAACAAAGACCCUGACAUCCAUGGGGAUACUCCAAGGCAUCGGAAGAUUAGCUGAAAUGUUCAGCUUUCACAAGCCAAAAGUAUAUAGGUCUUCCACGGGCUGCUGCAUAUGUAGGGCAAAAUCCAGCAGCUCGAGGUUUACAGACAGCAAGAAAUAUGAAGAUGACUUCAUGGAUUGUUUUCAGCUCCAUGAGCGUCGCUCAGGUGAAAUUUGCAACGCCUGUGUGUUAUUGGUGAAGAGGUGGAAGAAGCUGCCUGCUGGCAGUGAACGUAAUUGGCGUCAUGUUGUGGAUGCCCGUGCUGGUCCAGGGACCAAAUCUCUAACAAAAUUCAAGUCCAAAAACAAAAAGAAAUUGAAACUGAAACCAGAAAGUAUGCAGAAGGUUGAGAAAUUCAUCAAGAAGAAGCAUAUAUAUAUGAAGAAUGAUCGGUCAGGCCGUGAAGAGAGUCCAGGAGCUGUUAGUGAUGAAAUCACAGGUGAAGACUUCAUGUCUGAUAUGAGUGGAAUGAGCAUGCCGUCCAGCCUGGCUCCCAGUCCUACACCUAGUGACGAUUCUGCUGCUCUCCCUUCAGUCAAGCACCGCAAUAAAUCAGUAUCUCCCCACCAUUCUGAGAAGGGCACAAAAAGGCGGCUUUCAACACCAGCCAUUAGUAGUUUCCUAGAUAUGACCUUCUGGAAGAGGGAAAAGGUUUGCUGUGGCAUAAUAUUCAAAGGACCUUAUGGUGCAGUAAUAGUAGAUCCUCGGUUCCUGAAACCUUGUCGUGGAUGUAAGAAUCAGCAGCAAGAGAAGGCAGCCCUUAUGUCUUCUGGUAUGGGCAACAGUUCUGGUGACAGUACUGCAAGUGGACGUGAGAACAGGAGCAGUGAUAUGAAAGGUAUCAAGUUAGCAAAAUCGUACAGUGACUCCUCCUCAGACUCUGGUUAUGAUGAAUCUUCAAAUCAGGGCGUAGGAGAAGGUGGUCACCACAGGUCCAACGCCACAGGCAGGAAGAGUGUUGGUCAAGAAGAGGCUACUGCAGCUUCCAAUCCUCUGGCAGAAUUUGCAAUGCAUGCUGCAAGUCGGUGCCAACAAGAAGUUGGGGAACAACCUAAUUAACGAAAGUUCACACAUAGAAUUAUCGUAAUUUAUUACUUCAUUAAUGACUUAUGUAUUUGUGUAAUCCUCAGAACUGCUGUUCCAGAUGCCAAUCAGUCAGUGUUGGGUCCAAAACAAAGGCAUGUUUUUCUUUUGCCUGUCCUCAUUUCAUGAUAAGUAUGGGAUUUUUUAUGAUUCAUGUAUUCUUUACAUGGAAUUAAAAACUGUUGGAGAAGCAAUAA
This is a messenger RNA of Cryptotermes secundus, 1500 nucleotides long. Its product is annotated as SIN3-HDAC complex-associated factor. The record is from RefSeq and is a predicted model, not a curated record. The coding region runs from base 179 to 1279 and encodes 366 amino acids. Gene Ontology annotation, biological process: negative regulation of cell migration. NCBI's taxonomy places the organism in Eukaryota, Metazoa, Arthropoda, Insecta, Blattodea, Kalotermitidae. The transcript has 6 exons.